Molecule: messenger RNA, 2877 nt
Organism: Nylanderia fulva
Lineage: Eukaryota; Metazoa; Arthropoda; Insecta; Hymenoptera; Formicidae
Source: RefSeq, a predicted model, not a curated record
GAAUCGGCUCAUUCUUCCAACUACCUGUCGUGAAUACGGACGUCCGUCAUCACAUUCGAGUUAAUCACAGCAGCAGGACUGCAGGAUUUUUAUAAAUAUCAAACUCAUUUGUGAACUUAUAUAAGUGAUAAUUUAUAAUAAUUUGUAAAAUAAUUAGAUGUAACAAUGGAAGAAACAGUAGCAUUGCUAAAAUCGUGCAUAAUUUCGAAGAAAGGAGGUGUACCAAUCGAAGAUGUAAACGAUGAAUUUCAAAAUCUCGUCGGAGAACCCAUUCCUUAUCGUAGAUUGGGAUUCACGAGUCUCCGUGCAUUUUUGCGAACUGUAGAUGGUUUGGAAAAACUGAACGAAUUUGGCGAACAGACAUUAAAGAUAAACGAUUCUAAAAUCUCUCAUAUCGACAGACUCAUAUGCAAGCAAAAAGUUGACUAUUCAAAAACAAAAAACAAAUACUAUAAACAAUUUGCACGUCCAAAGAACAAUUUUGAAUAUAACAAUGAACGUAGGCAAAGAGAAAGAAUACAGCAAAAUACCAAUCGUACUAAUAGACGAAUUCAGGAUCUCCGUAGUCGUCGUGAUUCAUAUUUCAAAAUCAAUGACUUUCGUGAAAGUAACAGCUUCUCGUACGAAGAAGAAAAUCAUCAUCCGGUAGUAAUAGAAGUGAAUGAAACGAAACAAACUUCUAGCAUACACGAACCUAAUGCAAACGGCCAACAAUUACUCGGCGAUGAUUUUUUUUUACAACUCGCAAUACGAAAUCUUCAUCUUCCCAUUUGGAGAUACAAAGAUAAUUUAGCAUUACACUGUGGUUUGUGUAUCUCUGGCCAAACCAUAAGCAAUUGUACUCGAGCUUUGAAGAAUAUCACUACCAUCUCUAAUCGUGUUGUGAUUGCGCUUGGUUCAGUUGAUGUUUACAAUGGCGCUACUUGCGACGAAAUGAUAAACGAUAUGACGGAACUCUUGAAGGUUCUUCGGUCCAAAUUUCAUCUCUCGAACUCGGCCAUCACCGUCUGCACAAUUCCACCUUUGGCCAAUCUCAGCAUUUAUGCCUAUAAGAAACAAAGCUUGUCGUUAUUUAGUUUCAAUAAUUGGAUCAGAUCUCUGGCAGAUGAUGUAUCUACAAGAAACGCUUCUUUCGAAAGUUAUCCGAUAAUAGAUUUAUUCGAAAGCUUCUGCAAUGAAAUGUACGUUACGGACUACGAUUGGUUUCAAAUUCAAGCACGCAGAGUGUCUGGAACUAAACAUUCUUAUGUGCUAUGGAAUAAUACAGGACGAAAGCGAGCCAUGAGCCUCAUCUGCGGAAACAAAGACAUGGAGCGCUCCGGAAGUCCCAACUCAUUGCGGAUGCAAUGAGAGUUGAUAGGGAUCUUCUGUUGUAUAUGGAUCGCAUAUGAAAAAAAGCAGGACGAUAUAGCGGGAAAGCCCUUAUUCGUCUCUUGAAGACGAAGAAAGCUGUUUCGAGGACCCUCUCCGUGGUAUCUUCCUGCUUUUUUUGCAGAUGCGUACUUAUAAUUGAAUUGAAUUUAUGUUCAUAUAUUAUCGUAUAUUGUACAUACAAAUGCAAAAAUUUAUAGAAUGUUGCCACAUUCAUAUACGCAUAGGAUAAAGUAAAUUUUAAUGUGCUUGGUCAAAGGGCUGCUGCGCAAGAUAUUUAUUGAAGAAAGUAGGCUUUGUUUUACUUCGAAGAUUAAUGUGAAGCGAAAAGAAUUUCGAAGGUUAUAUACAGAUUUUUCUGAGAAAUACUUUUGAAAGACUUUUACCUUUCAAUGCAUGCUUAUCUUACCGGGCAUUUAUUAAUUUCGUUUGUUCGUGUGUCAAGAAAACAAAUACGAAUACAAAUUAUUGCUCUUAUUGUUUAAUCGAAGGAUUAAAUUAUUUUAAAUUGUAAGCGCCGGCUUCACGAGACUCGGAAGGUUUAAAUAGGAGACAAAAGUAUAACAACAAGUUCGUACUUAAAUCUAUCGAAAAAAGUAUAGUGCAUUUUUUAAUUAAAUGCGGGUAAUUUAAAAUGGCACGCAUACUUUAUUGGUAAAUUUUAAAUUGCUCCUAAUAAUAAAACGUACGGGCAAACUUUCCUUGUUGUGUGUUUAAAAAGUUAAUGUUUCUUUACAAAUAAUUUUUGAUCGAUUAUUAAUAUAUUUGAUAAUAAUAAUUAUAAAAGCUCUUCCUACAAGCUUAAUUUUGGAGUCAAUUUUAUCAAUGUAAAAGAUUAAAAAAUUUAUAUUAAUUUAUAACAUAACAUAGAGUUACACACAUUUAUAUAGUUAGAUAAAAUUAUACAGUAUUUUUCUAAAUAUAUAUAUACUUCAAAAAUUAUCCUAAAUUUAAUAAACUUUACCCGCUUUCAACGUAAUGAACGUGAAUAAAUUGAUAUUUCAUGAAACACGAUCAAACGAAAUUUUUGAUUAAAAUUUUGUGAUAGAAAUUUGUACAGAAAGAUUAAGUAAUUAUGAGAACGAAUAGGAAUUAUAAAAAUAUAUGUGUCUCUUUUGUAUGUGUACGCAAAUUAUUUAAUUAUUGUAAUAAUUAAAGUAACUAGUUUUUGCGUGAACAAUUAAAUUAAAUCGUUUAAUGUUAGAAUUGUUAUCACAGUUGAAUUUAAAUUGCGAUGAUUAUGAAGAAUAAGCGAAAUAAUUGAUUUUUAAAGUCAAUUUUUUUAUUAAAGUUUAAGAAUGGUCUCUGUAAUUUAGAAAAUAAAAUUUCUAAUUCAGAAUGUGAGCUUUAAAAAGUGCAAAAAAAUGUUGCAUUUUCAAAGUCUUGAAUAAUUCUGGAAAUGUAUGUAAAUGCAAGAAGUUAUCUUUUUAGCGGAGAAAAUGCGGAAGGUUUAGAAUUUAUUGAGACGUGCAAUAGAACAAUUGCGAUAAUAAACAUGAAAAAUGU